AUGUCACGCAUUCUGUAUCUGUUUCCGAGCGCUCUUGCCCUCUUCGCACAAACCGUUACGAAUCACAACGGUCACAAUUUCCCCUCCACCUCCUGCUUCUUUCCAUGGCGUAUUGGCCCCUUGACCCACAAGAAGAACCCACUUCAUACUUUCCCACCUCCUUCAAAGUCUCUGUUCGCACUGAAUUGUACAAGUGAGAGAAUUGGGGGUGAUAUUCUCUCUACUUCUUCUGCUUACGAAGUCCUCGGCGUCGUCCCUAACUGCUCUCCUGCCGAGCUCAAAGCUGCUUUUCGAACCAGGGUGAAGCAGUAUCAUCCUGAUGUAAGAAAAGAUGGGGAGCUUUCAGAUACAAUGAUUCGGCAUGUAAUUCAGGCCUAUCAGAUCUUGUCCAAAUACACCAAAACAGAGAUCAUUGAGAGGGAAUGCCUAGAUCCCUUUGAUGAACCAGAAUGUGAAGCAUUUGAUAUUUUUAUUAACGAGGUUCUUUGUGUUGGCAAAGGGUGUCCAUAUUCAUGUGUAGAAAGAGCACCUCACGCCUUCCGAUUUGCUUCCUCAACAGGAACUGCACAUGCAACUUCUCAAGGACAUGGUGAAGAUUACCACGUUCAACUCGCAGUUGGUCAGUGCCCAAGAAGUUGCAUUCAUUAUGUGACACCUUCACAGAGAGUUGUUCUAGAGGAGCUACUACACAGCAUCUUGGACAUGCCUUACGACACUUCAGCUGAAGCAGACUUGCUUUACUCGCUUAUCGUGAAAGCCAAAUUCGAGAAUAAUCGUUACCAGAAGCCAAAAAAGCAGCCCAAGGUUUCAACCGACCGUGUAGAUUGGUUCUGACAUUUGAGUGGUGAGGCCAUAUUCUGCUUAAAACUUUCCUUCACUCGGAGAACUCAACAUUGUAGGCAACGACACUAUCAUUUUAUGGGAAAGAUUGAAAACCAAGUGGUGUUGAGUAAUGCUGAUGAUGAUCAACAUACAUAAUACAUAGAACUAAUUGGGGAGGUAAAUACUGCUUCAAUUGUGAUGUUGGUGAAAUGAAAUUGAAGGGAGCAGUGAGGAGAAAUUUACAGUAAAGGGUCACCUAACAACCUCUGUUUGGUCCUCCCAAUCUUCUUUAUCAAUCUUACAUAUCAGUGGGAGUCCAGUAGGUCCUGGAAUUGAAUGUGUCAAUCAAUACUAUAUUCUUAUUUUAUUUUACUUUAUUUUUGCAAUGAGUGGUUGUACAAAUGAAUAAUUUAUUUUGUAAUCACUACUUCUGAGAUAUUUAGACUUGAUGGAUGAAGUGAUUCCUAUGUAUUUUUUGAGAAAGAAAUAUAAAAAAAAUCCCACUCUGUAUUGUCAUAGCCUA
Molecule: messenger RNA, 1345 nt
Organism: Camellia sinensis
Lineage: Eukaryota; Viridiplantae; Streptophyta; Magnoliopsida; Ericales; Theaceae
Source: RefSeq, a predicted model, not a curated record